AUGGAUGACGCGGCGCCUCGAAACGACCAGCACGCUACCGCCGCGGACGUGUCGCGACAGGACGAAAGCACGGUUACCAGACUGGACGAGAGUGUGGUUACCAAACACGCCGUUGCGAGCGGGGAGCAACGGCGCGUGGUAUUCGAGAUUCGCGCGACGGACGGCGAGGCCCGCUUAGGAUUCAUCCGCGCGACGCGCGUUGGCGAGGCGGGGAGAGGAGGGGAUGAGAAGGCAGGCAUGCAGGGCGCUGAGGAGGGGCCAGGAGUGCAGAGCGGUGGUGAGUGGUUCGAAGUGGCGACACCCGGCCUGCUGGCGUACACGCGGCGGGGACUGCCGGUGCAUCUGACGCCGGACGUGGCUCAGUCGCUGGGGUUCGCCGGUCUCGGCAGCCCCGCCCACCAGACCGUUGCCGCCCACAGCCGUGCACGCGCCCCCACCCCCACCGCCGCCGGGCUGCACGGCUUCCUGGCGCUGCCGCCCGCCACGCUCAUGCUCGCCUCGCCACGCGACGCGCUGCUCUUCCCGGGCGGCCAGCAGGGCAGCAAGGCCUCGGCACGGCCUGCCACGUGGUUUGACACGCCCAGCGGCCGCCGGCAGUGGUCACACCCCCCUGGGUGCAUCUUCCCUGCUCGCUCCCACCCACCUUCACUACCCCACUCACCCUUGCACGCACCACCUCUGACCCUACCUGCCACUCAUGCUUCCACCCUCCUUUGCCUGCACGCAUCACCACUGGCGCCCCACAUCACCACUGGCGCCCCACAUCACCACUGGCGCCCCACAUCACCACUGGCGCCCCACAUCACAACCAUGCCCGCCAUGAGCGCCCCACAUCACAACCAUGCCCGCCACCCUGUGCUGCCCUCCUCACACACGCAGGUCACUCCAGAAGACCACAGUGCCAUCGUGGCAUCUCUGCUGCCACAUGUCGCCAUCCCAUUGCACGAUGCACCGCCCGCCACGUCAUCACUGAAUCGUCACCGAGUGGCUGUGCAGCGAUCGCUGACGUGGCUGGAUGAGGAGCUGCGAUUGGCUGAAGAAAGAGGGGGAACGAAAACAGUGAGUGGGAAUGCGAAGCCAGCAGCACAGCGCAUGGAUGCCACGCUGUGCCACUUCAUCUCAGCGCUGCUAGGAGCGGUGGUGGGGGGCCCGUUUGAGGAGGAGAGGAGGCGGUCGGCCCGCGAGACUGCUGCGAGGACAGGCCUGGCAGGGUACCACGUGGCGGGGCUGGGCCUGGGGGAGGCACUGCCGCACAGGGACGCGCUGCUCGCCGCUGCUCUCUCGGAGCUUCCACCCGAGGCAAUGAGACACACGGCAGGGCUCAACACACCAGAGGAGGUGGUGCACGCGGUGGGCAGGGGCGUCGACCUCUUUGACUGCACGUACCCCCACGACCUCACCCUCCUCGGCCUCGCCUCCACGCUGCCUCUCCACCCGCCCUGGUGGCCGCACACCGUGCCGCAGGGGGAGGGGGAGGGGGAGGGGGAGGGGGAGGGAGAGGGAGAGGGGAAAGAGGAGCGGGAUGAUGCUUGCGCUCGUGCUGCUGGACAUGUGAGUGGCUGUGCUGCUGGACAUGUGAGUGGCUGUGCUGCUGGACAUGUGAGUGGCUGUGCUGCUGGACAUGUGAGUGGCUGUGCUGCUGGACAUGUGAGUGGCUGUGCUGCUGGACAUGUGAGUGGCUGUGCUGCUGGACAUGUGAGUGGCUGUGCUGCUGGACAUGUGAGUGGCUGUGCUGCUGGACAUGUGAGUGGCUGUGCUGCUGGACAUGUGAGUGGCUCUGCUGCUGGACAUGUGAGUGGCUGUGCUGCUGGACAUGUGAGUGGCUGUGCUGCUGGACAUGUGAGUGGCUGUGCUGCUGGACAUGUGAGUGGCUGUGCUGCUGGACAUGUGAGUGGCUGUGCUGCUGGACAUGUGAGUGCCUGUGCUGCUGGACAUGUGAGUGCCUGUGCUGCUGGACAUGUGAGUGCCUGUGCUGCUGCUGGUGUGGUUCGCUGGGCUGCUCUGUCGCAAGCCGACCAGCUGCCACCGUGUUGGGCACGCCGCUUUGCUGGGCACGAGUGUGGGGUGUGCCGUGUGGGGUGUGCCGCGUGGAAGUGA
Messenger RNA from Closterium sp. Naga37s-1, 2097 nucleotides. Lineage: Eukaryota; Viridiplantae; Streptophyta; Zygnematophyceae; Desmidiales; Closteriaceae. The record is from the annotation of a GenBank genome assembly.